AUGGUAGAGCAGCUGUGGCGCACCAGUAGCAGCAUGCCGACGUGUCGAGCUGUUGUCAGUGUCCUCCUCAGUCUCCUGUGUAUCGUCACGGCUACCUUCGCCUGCCCGAAAAAAUGUGACUGUUGGUAUUUUGGCCGAUAUGUUGACUGUGCGGGAGCAGGGCUCGAAGAUGUUCCCGCCAACAUACCAGUUGGUGCAACGUAUCUCGAUCUUGGCAACAAUAACAUACAGAAUCUGUCUGAUGCGGAUUUCUCCCAACUCACCAGUUUGAGCAAGUGGGGGCUUAAGCUAACAAACAACGGCAUCCGCGUUCUCCCUGUCGGAGUCUUCUCAAAUCUCACCCAUCUGAGGAGUUUGGAUCUAUCUGGUAAUCAUGUAGCUAAUCUGCCGGAUGGAAUAUUCUCAAAUCUGACUAGUUUGAUACGGCUUUACCUUUCCAACAACAACAUCUCGAGUCUAACCGCUAGAGUAUUCUCACAUCUAACCCGUUUGAGGUGGCUGGAUCUAUCUCUUAAUCAUAUAGCUGAUCUGUCGGAUGGAACGUUCUCACAUCUCACCCGUCUGUGGCUCUUGGAUCUAUCUGGUAAUUAUAUAGCUGAUCUGCCGGAUGAAGUAUUCUCAAAUCUGAAAAGUUUGGGACUGCUUUAUCUGUCCAACAAUAACAUCUCGCGUCUCCCCUCCGGAGUUUUCUCGCAUCUCAAUCAUUUGUGGUGUUUGGAUCUAUCUGGUAAUCAUAUAGCUCAUCUCCAAAGUGAAGUAUUCUCCAAUCUGACUACUUUGGAACGUAUUGACUUGUACAACAAUAGCAUCUCCCGUCUCCCAACUGGAGUGUUCUCACAUCUCAUCCGGCUCAGGUGGCUAGAUUUGUCUGGUAAUCAUAUAGCUGAUCUCCCGGAUGGAAUGUUCUCAGAUCUGGCCAGUCUGGGACAUCUUUAUAUGGCAAACAAUAACAUCUCGAGUCUGUCCGUUGGAGUAUUCUCACAUCUCACCAGUCUGAAGUGGCUGGAUCUAUCUGGUAAUUGUAUAUCUCAUCUCCCGGGUGGAGUAUUCUCAAACCUGACUAGCUUGCUACAGCUUCGCUUGUACAAUAAUAACAUCUCGAUUCUGCCCGCUAGAGAUUUCACACAUCUAACCCGUCUGUGGUGGUUGGAUCUCUCUGGUAAUCAUAUCUCUGAGCUCCCUGCUGAAGUAUUCUCAAACCUAACCACUUUGCUGGAGCUUCGCUUGUACAAUAAUAACAUUUCUAGUCUCACUCCUGGAGUGUUCUCGCACCUUUAUCUGCGGCGCAUCGGCACGUUUACGCACUUCGAUAUACGGAGAACCUACAUGCAGCUCUCCUCCCCACAUGAAAGGUUCUGCUCUGAGAUUGUUUAUGGCAGACAAGUUCACAGGAGAAUGUAG
Molecule: messenger RNA, 1401 nt
Organism: Branchiostoma floridae (Florida lancelet)
Lineage: Eukaryota; Metazoa; Chordata; Leptocardii; Amphioxiformes; Branchiostomatidae
Product: leucine-rich repeat-containing protein 15-like
Exons: 4
Coding region: 1-1401 (466 amino acids)
Molecular function (GO): protein binding
Source: RefSeq, a predicted model, not a curated record